AUGGGGGGGUUUGGGACACAGAAAGCAAAAGGGAGGGAGGGAGGGAGGGAGAAGAAGAGAGGAGAGAAAGAAAAAAAACCCAUAAGAUGCUCACGUUUUCUGCUCCCCUCAAUUAUCCCCUCCCGUGAAGAUAGGCUUUUAUUAUCAUCACCGGUGGAACAGGACCUGCCUUCACCGUAUCAUCACCCCAGCUCCUCUCUUCGCGCUCAGGACCCUCUCUCUUUCACUUAUCGCUGCUUAAAAAAACACAAAAAUAUAGCAGAGCCCGGGCUGGAGGAGUCCAUGCGAGCUGCCAUCUGA
Molecule: messenger RNA, 300 nt
Organism: Knipowitschia caucasica
Lineage: Eukaryota; Metazoa; Chordata; Actinopteri; Gobiiformes; Gobiidae
Source: the annotation of a GenBank genome assembly